Echinops telfairi (small Madagascar hedgehog) is the source of this 1646-nucleotide messenger RNA. RefSeq names its product caspase-12. The coding region runs from base 12 to 1304 and encodes 430 amino acids. Gene Ontology annotation, biological process: regulation of apoptotic process; proteolysis. The record is from RefSeq and is a predicted model, not a curated record. Gene Ontology annotation, molecular function: cysteine-type endopeptidase activity. The transcript is spliced from 11 exons. NCBI's taxonomy places the organism in Eukaryota, Metazoa, Chordata, Mammalia, Afrosoricida, Tenrecidae.
AAAAAAGAAAGAUGAUUCAAAAGUGCUUUCGUUUUUACUGCCUUUCUUGUUCAGGAGCCGGAGCGGCCAUGGCUGGUCGGCAAUCACCCAAAGAGGAUCCUGUCAGGAUUGUAAAGAAAAUCACAAAGAACAUGCUUGAUGGCUUUUUUGAUGAUUUGGUGGAAAAGGAUGUGUUAAAUGGAGAAGAGUUAAGCAAAUUGGGGGAUUGCAUUAACACGAUUGUAAAAAGGACUGAAACUCUGGUUACAGAUGUUACCGAAAAAACCCAAAAGGCAGGCCAACUCUUUGUGGACCGCUUCUGGAAACCAAAUAAACAGCUGAGUUUAAAAUCUCGUUCCGAAAGUGAUGAUGCUGAAACUGAGAACACUGAGUCAUCGUCCUCGUCUACAGAAUCCCCAAAUGAAAGCGAUCAUGAAACUAAUGAGAAUGAGGAAUUGGCUCAGGCAUCACGUCCACCUGUCACAGCUUCUUUGGAACCUCUGGAAAUUGAUGAGUUGAAGCUCUGCCCUCAUCGUCGUUUCCAAACAGUGAAGAGAGAAGAGAUCUAUCCAGUGAUGGAAGAGGAAGGCCGGACACGGUUGGCUCUCAUCAUCUGCAACAAAGUAUUCGACCAUCUUUCUAUGAGACAUGGGGCUGAAAUAGACAUUUCAGGGAUGCAAGAGCUGCUGGGAAACCUUGGCUAUGCAGUGGUUGUCAAAGAGAAUCUCACAGCUAAGCAAAUGGAAGCAGAGCUGUGGCAAUUUGCUGCCCGGCCAGAGCACAAGUCCUCUGACAGCACAUUUCUGGUGUUUAUGUCACAUGGCAUUUUGGAUGGAAUCUGUGGGAAGAAACACCAUCCACAAGAGCCAGAUAUUCUGAAAGACGAUACUAUCUUUCAUAUUUUCAACAACAGCAACUGCCAGAACUUGAAAGACAAACCCAAGGUCAUCAUCAUGCAGGCCUGCCGCGGUGGAAGUUCUGGGUUUGUUUGGAUGACUGACAUGGGAGAAGCAUGUGCACGUCCCUUUCAAUGUUCCUCUCAGAAUGAUGCAAUUACAAAGGCCCACGUGGAGAAGGACUUCAUUUCUUUCAAAGCAUCAACCCCACAUAAUAUUUCUUGGAGACUUGACAGCCAUGGCUCUCUCUUCAUUUCCCGACUUAUCAAGUAUUUUGAGGAGCAUUCUUCGGGCUAUCAUUUGGAAGAAAUCUUCAGAAAGGUUCAACACUCAUUUGAAAUCCCAAGUGAAAUGACUCAGAUGCCCACCAUUGAGAGAGUAUCCCUGACAAGAUAUUUCUACCUCUUCCCUGGGAAUUGGAACACAUAAGAGGCAGCCCAGGAAAAUGAAAGCAGUGUGGUCGAUAUCAACGACUUCGUCCUAAGGUUUAUUUUUUUAUCAAGAGUAUAUUUUCUACAAACUUGGUGGCAUAGUGGUUAUAAGUUGGACUGCUAACAGCAAGAUAAGAUGUUUGCAAAAAAGGGGGGUGUUCUACUCCUGGAAAGGCUUACAGGCAGUUCUACCCCAUGCCACCAGACCCUGUGCUUUGGAAUUGGCUCCAAGACAGUGAGCUUGUUUUUUGGUCCCGAAGUCCCACCUUUGAACAAAUAAGGGUCUAAAAUCCUUGUCACAUCUUUGUUGCAUUAAGGUUCAAUAAAAAGAGUAUUAUUA